AGGAGCGAGGGCUGGGAUCCAGCCACACCAUUCACACCGCUGUGUGGACAGGCUUGACCUUCAGGCUGAGCACUGACCGACUGGGCGCCACUACAGCUGACCACUACAGGUGGAAGAACUAACAGAGACCAUCAGUCAAAGGCAACCAGACCUGACACCAAGCCUGGACUAUGGAAUGUAUCGUCUCUUCUUGGUCCGAAGACGUAUUCGGCGACAUGGAGGCCUUCCCUAUACUACAAGGACGAGCUGCGGCCUUGAGACAGACUGAUCAAGAAAUUUUCCGCCUGCAGCCGCCCAAGUCCCCCUUUCCACUGCCGGAACAAAGUUCCGACUCUGAAGGAGCAAAUUUGAUUGUUAUUCCGCCGAAAAUGUCAAGUAAAGCACAAAUUGAGACGAUCCCAUGUAAAAUCUGUGGGGACAAGUCUUCAGGCAUCCACUAUGGAGUUAUUACCUGUGAGGGUUGCAAGGGCUUCUUCAGACGAAGUCAACAGAACAACGCUGCCUACUCUUGUCCCCGGAACAAGAAUUGCCAGAUUGACCGGACGAACAGAAACCGCUGCCAGCAUUGCAGACUGCAGAAAUGCCUUGCCCUGGGCAUGUCCAGAGAUGCGGUUAAGUUUGGCCGAAUGUCCAAGAAGCAAAGAGACACAUUGUACAUGGAGAUCUUACGGCAACAGAAAGAACAAGGCAAGACAAACGAGGCCGAGGCUACAUAUAUCCCCUCUCCUCCGGCAACAACAAAACCAGCAUUCCCCUAUGAACCUCAGUACCCCUUGCCUGACACUUCGGCCGAAAUCCCGCCCAAGAUGAUAAAGCCACCAAACAACGGGCUGUCCAACGGACUCGCUUAUGCCAUGAUCACAGAGGGAGAAAUAUUGCAGAUCACAUUUGAGAUCACAGAAGCCUACCAGAAAACUACAAAGUACACCAUCAGUGACAUCCAGUCCCUCUGGUCGGAGUACCACACAGAGAUCACUGCCCAGAAGUACCGCAGCAUGCCUCGAGUGGAUUUCUGGAAGUUCUGUGCUGAGCAGAUCACAGGGUGCAUUCAGAUGGUUGUGGAGUUUGCCAAGAAUAUCCCCGGCUUCAUGGACUUGUGUCAAAAUGAUCAGAUCAUCCUCCUGAAGACAGGCUGUUUUGAGAACUUGUUAGUGCGCAUGAGCAGAGAAAUCAACCCCAACACCAACGCAGUUCUGUUUGAUGGGAAAUUUGCAAGUAUUGAUUUCUUCUCCAUACUUGGUUUGAAUGACUUGGUGUCGGCCAUGUAUGACCUGGGUAGGAGUGUGUGCAUGCUGAAGCUGACUGAGCAGGAGCUGGCCCUCUUCUGUGCAGUAGUCCUAGUCUCAGCAGACCGACCGGGCCUGCGCGAGCCGAUGGCUGUGGAGAAGCUUCAGGAGAAGAUCAUCCAGGCCCUGAGGUACCAGGUGUCUCAGACCCACCCCGCGGAGCCCUCCUUCCUGGCCAAGAUCCUCAUGAAGAUGCCCAACCUGCGCUCGGUGGCGGCGCGGCACAUGGAGGAACUGGCGGCGCUGAAGAUGCAGAGCCCCAGCCUGCCCGAGUUCCCUCCCCUGUACAAGGAACUGUUCAUGCCCCCCGAGCCUGUCCAGAACACACUCGGUGGGGAGCACGCACUUCACCCGCACCAUCACAUGCUUGCAUAGAGACUCGGCCUGUAGUCGCUGUAGUGGUAUUUGGGAGGCGGUAAGCUCUGCAUAGCUUUAUUGCUCUGUGUAUAUAUAUAUUACAGUGAUUUGUAACUUUGCUGAAAAUAAUCAUGCUUUUUUGCUUAUACAUUUGUAUUUGCUUAUAUUAGGCUGAUGUGCUACUGCAUCUGCCAUGUUUUCUUACUUUUAAUUGCUGAUUGCUUGCAAGCUUAAGAUAAUCAGGCAACUGAUUUAGCGUCAUCAGGUGCUUUAUACUACAUGUACAGUCCUCAAUGUAUAUUCCCGGCACAUUUUAACCCCUAUGUUCUCUGUUGUUAGAAAUAGACCCACCACAGAGGGGGAAGGGCAGGUGUUUCCAUCGAUCUUUCCAAACGUACAAGAACAAAUGUAAGGAGCAUGUCCUGUCUUCAGCCCAUGUCAAGACAUGCUUCUUUCCUCAAACCUUGCUGCUCAGGUGUCAGUAGAGAUCUCCUAGUUCACAAAUUAACAACCGACAAACCUCAAAAUAUAUAUAAGUAUAACUGCCGAUCCACAGUUGAAUGUCUUGCCACAGCUUGCCUCAGGUCAGGGCAAGUGGUUAUGGUGGUCAUUAUUACUACAUGAAUUAUAAAUGGUCUUGUCUGCAUGCGCACAAAUGACAGCAGUGAGUUCCUGAAAGAUACAAAAAAGGUGUUCAGUGACUCUGAAUCAGACUUCUGUCAGGAAGUGUGUACAAGUUUUGUUUGUGCUGGCUGGUUUCAAAUAGUCUUCUAUUUUGCACUAAUCCUACCUCAGUCUAGAGCGUAGCGGAGGCAGGCGGGACCCGCUAGAGGGAGGACGUCAGGACCAGCAGAAGUUUGCUUCCACACAGCUGCAGGGUUCAGGUCCAGAGGGAACUUACAGCUCUGGAAAUGACUCUGCAGUUGUUGUUGGAAGCAAUGGUCCACAACGGAGAGAAGACUCACAGUUGGAAGAAGAAGAAGAAUUCCUCGAGAUAAUCUCAUGGACACAUACUCCAGAGAUUGCUGCUGUCACAUGCACAAUUAUGACAGUGAUAUAUUAUAGAAAUAUACAUAAGGUAUGUAUAGAAUAUAUAUUUGUGAUUCAAAAAGAGCCAAUCAAAAUAAGACCAUUUGUUACCAGCACGCAGCUUUUAAAAUGUGAUGAUAAAAACUGCUGUCAGCUGUGCACUUGCAUUCUGGUGGGACAAAAAAAUCUUUGUUAAUUUUAUAUAUAUAUAGAUAUAUAUAAAUAUAUAUUAAUAUGGGCAAAAGGGAGAGUGGAUUUUGUUGUAAUCAGUAUACCAAAUAAGGCUUUUACAGGGUGAGUGUAUUGUGUGAAUGAGUGUAUGUGUUUUAAAAUAGAUGGUGACCUAGUAUCUGUUACCUAACAUCCACCUUCACCAGAUGUACUCCUUCAUAGAUGUGUAUACAUCCAAGAAUUUAAAUUCAGUUUUUUCCAGCUCAUAUCCUGAUCAUUUUUAAGAUGGUUUUAUAGCUAUAGUAGCCUGAGAAUAGUUGCCGAUUUUAUCGCGUUUAAUCAUGAAAUCCACUAUUGGGCCAAAUGCCUAUCUGAAGACCAGGAUGUCAACAGUAUUUUAGGUGAAUUGGGAGGAGCAUGGUACAGUCCCAAGUUCUCUUUGUAAAUACACAUUCAGUCACUUGGGCAUGGCCAAUGCAACAGUAGGGAUUGCCAGACUAGUACUGGAGCAGAGGUAUUGUAUUAUACCACUAAAGAUGCUCUAACAUAAGGGAUAUCCCUAAUAGUUUAGCCUGAAGUUCUACAUGAGUAAGUGUCUAAGUUGGCGAAUGUUUGCUUGCCAUGGUUUUGGAGGGUCGUAUGGAAGGGCACAGAUGAGAAGUCAGUUGAGAAAGGUGUUAAUGACCAUGCUGUCUGCUGAGCACCCCACUGCACAGAUGGUUGGUACUGAUCUGUAGAGUAGUGUGAUUUGAUAUGUACCAACAAUCACUUGUAAUGUAGAAGAAAGGCAUGUACUUUUUACAUAUAUCAUUAUUAUUACAACAAAAAAUGUUCGUACUCAUAUACAGUACAGUAUUAAGGUUAUCUAUUUCAGAAGAGAAAGGGUUUACCCGGAAACUCAACAGCAACCACCAGUCUGGCCCUAACAAGCACAUCUAUUCGGCUCCUGUGAUUGCAGAGGUUGCACAUUUCUGUUUCCCUUCCUCUCUUCUUUUUACAGCAUAAAAAGCAUAGACAGGCAUUGCUAUUCAGAUAUGGAUAUUUUUGUCCAGGAGCAGAGAUGUUUUGUAGAGAUUUUCCUUUAAUGUUGUGUUGAGAUGAAGGAACAAUAGAGCAGCACAGGUAGAACUGGUGGGGUGGCUGGUGUGAUUUGUAUGAUAACCACUGACCAUGUGCUGUACUAUGCUUGGGAUGAGGUUGUGAGGUCAGCUCCCAGGGAUGAAAAAGCGUUGAGUCCAUGCAAAGCAUGGUAGUCGUUGUGUGAAGCAUGGUCUUCGUAUGGUUCGAGUGAAACUCAAAGUGUGUCAUGAUUUGUGCGUGUAUGCGUGAUCAAGUCCAGAAGGACUCUUAUAGAACUGUGUGGGGGGAGGGGGGAGUCUACCCUUCCUCAACAUACCUUCAAUGAUGUGUGCAGCAAUUUGUAACUAAUUUUACAAUUACAGAUGAUAUCUCUAUAUGUAUAUUGAACUUAAACUUUAGAUUUCUUUUCACUAUGAUGUAGCUCAGUGUAUGAUUUUUGUGUAUUAUUGCUUGCUACCUUGAAUAAGGUGUGGAUCUCUCUUAUGGUAACUGACAACUCACACAUGUUCAUGUAUACUACA
Messenger RNA from Branchiostoma floridae (Florida lancelet), 4444 nucleotides. RefSeq names its product nuclear receptor ROR-beta-like. Gene Ontology annotation, cellular component: nucleus. The record is from RefSeq and is a predicted model, not a curated record. The transcript has 11 exons. NCBI's taxonomy places the organism in Eukaryota, Metazoa, Chordata, Leptocardii, Amphioxiformes, Branchiostomatidae. The coding region runs from base 171 to 1661 and encodes 496 amino acids. Gene Ontology annotation, biological process: regulation of transcription by RNA polymerase II. Gene Ontology annotation, molecular function: zinc ion binding; nuclear receptor activity; RNA polymerase II cis-regulatory region sequence-specific DNA binding.